Hemicordylus capensis (graceful crag lizard) is the source of this 2021-nucleotide messenger RNA. RefSeq names its product zinc finger protein 239-like. Bases 296 to 1120 code for a protein of 274 amino acids. NCBI's taxonomy places the organism in Eukaryota, Metazoa, Chordata, Lepidosauria, Squamata, Cordylidae. The transcript has 4 exons. The record is from RefSeq and is a predicted model, not a curated record. Gene Ontology annotation, molecular function: RNA polymerase II cis-regulatory region sequence-specific DNA binding; DNA-binding transcription factor activity, RNA polymerase II-specific. Gene Ontology annotation, biological process: regulation of transcription by RNA polymerase II.
UAGGCUUCAACCCCUAGGGAUUCAUCGCAAUCUCAAGGAGAUCUCAUGCAGCCUUCUAUAUCUUAUUUUCAUGGGAAGGGGCCUUUGGGUUUCUCAACUUCAUUUAGCCAAGUGUAUUCAAGAGGGAAGCUUUAGGAGAUCACCUUAGAGAUGUAGCUGGACAAAUUGCUACCCUGCUUCCUAGGCCAGCUGGAUUGGAGAAGGCAGCUGUGAGAUUUUCCUAGACUCCACCCGACACUGAGCAGAGGCAGCUGUGCACGGAAAGCAAGCAGCAAGAGGACAACCAGAAGGUGAUAUGCAGAAUGAUGCGAGUGAAGACCAAUUAUAUCCAUUAUCACAAGCAGAAGUAGAUGAACUAUAUGAAGCCUUUCUAAACGAAACAGAUCAUGGAGGCUUGGCUAGGAACCUUCCAGAAGGAGGUGCUGUGCAGGAGAGUGAAAAUGAAGGGGAACCACAUGUAAUACCCGGAGGAGCCCAGCAUGAGAUGCCAGCUGUUAGUUCACCCCAGAGGAUUCACUUAGGACCAGGAUCAUAUAUUUGCCCAGUGUGUGGAAAAAGCUGCACUUAUCGCUCUGACCUUACUAAACAUCUAAGAAUCCACACAGGGGAAAAACCAUAUGAAUGCUUGGAAUGUGGACGAGCAUUUAAGGACAGGUCCAACCUUAUUAGACAUAGAAUGACCCACACAGCUGAGAAACCAUAUGAAUGCCCAGUGUGUGCCCAAAGAUUCAGCCGUAGGGGAAGCCUUAUGGUCCAUCAAAGAAUUCACACAGGGGAAAGACCAUAUGGAUGCCUGGACUGUGAGGAAAAGUUCCGACUCAAGGAAAGCCUUAUUAACCACCAAAGAAUCCACUCAGGGGAGAAACCAUAUAAAUGUUUGGUGUGUGGGAAACGUUUCAGACAGAAGAAAAGCCUUUCUAGACACCAAAGAAUCCACAAAGCAGAGAAUGAAUGCUCAGGAGGUGGAAAGAGCUCCUGCCAGGGAACAAUCCCGAUUGAACAUCAGACAGCUUACUGGGCAACACGGACUUAUAAAUGCUCACACUGUAAUGAGAGCUUUGCUGAUCCCUUGGGCUUGGAGGAACAUGAGAAAACACACAAUGGAGAAAGCAGCUCAUAACUGCAUGUUUGGAAAGAGGUUCCUUAGCAGCUCAUGUUAUAUUUUACAUCAAGAAAUCCUGGAGAAUGCAAGAUUACUAUCUGAGCACAACAGUGCAGUUAGGAAAUCAGAUGAAGCCAGCUCUGAGUAUGUUGCUUUUCUGUACGUUGGAAAGCACUUGCAUGCUGCUGGGCCUUUUUCGAUUAGUUGCUGUCUGUGAGGACCUCCCAGCAUAUACUUCUACAGUCCACUGAAGAUUUUAAUUUCAUGUUUUAUCUUGAGAGGUUCAAUAGUAUUAAUCAUUUUAUUCUUUUAUGGAAACACAGAGAGCAGACAGAUACACUGCAGCCAAUGGUUGACAUGCAGAAUAUUACACCAACACACAUGUUAAACAGGAGGAAGGUUUUCCAGCCACCUGCCUUCCUGGGGAAAGCUUUCUGUAGCUUCUGAAAACAUAUCCCUGAGGGCUGUGUGACUCACAGGGACAUGUGUUUCGGCCACACCGGCAGCUUCCAAGGGAUGAAGAGUGACACAGAAACAUUGCUGGCCUGGGAGUGUGCGUGCACUCAAGAUGUGCUCACAGUUCCUUAUUCUGGAUGUCAGCUGAUAUUUUUAGAUCAAAUAAUAUUCACAUGACAAGAAAAUGGCCUGACUGUUCAGAUUGUAGCAAAGUAUUCUGUGAUAAUCAGGCUGGAUUAACAUGGAAACCAUUCAGGAGGAAAGGAAACCUGAAUCUGCAUGGAAAAGCAGCCGCGAAGGAAGGGAAAUGUAUCAAAGACUUCUGUUGUUCCAACUGAAAUGUACAUGAAGAUACCAGCUGCUACUUUUCAGAUAUUUAACAUAGUUUCUUUUUAUCACUGCUUCUGUAUUGGACUGUAUUCACCUUGCUUAUUAAAAUUUUGUGAACUUUUUGGGUUUUUUA